CCGCUGAAUCACAGGCCAGCGCACACCUGAGUCCUCACACCUACCUGCCUGACCACUGUUCAAGCCAGGGGCCCAGUGUCUGGUGAGGUCAUACAUGUUGAUCCUCCCAGAAAAGCAGCUGCCCAGCUGCCCUUACCCUGUCAGUCCCGGCAAAGGCCAAGCUGGAUGUAGCCUGGGCUCUGUGUCCCCUGACAGGAGGCACAGGUCCCUUUGUGAACAGCAGACCAGCCUGGGAGCUGGCAGCAGGACACCUGAGUCUGCAUGCUGAAGAAGAUGGGUGAGGCCGUGGCCAGAGUUGCAAGGAAGGUCAACGAGACGGUGGAGAGCGGCUCUGACACCCUGGACCUGGCCGAGUGCAAGCUGGUUUCCUUCCCCAUCGGCAUUUACAAGGUCCUGCGGAAUGUCUCGGACCAGAUCCACCUCAUCACGCUGGCUAACAACGAGCUCAAGUCCCUCACCAGCAAGUUCAUGACCACGUUCAGUCAGCUCCGAGAGCUCCAUCUAGAAGGAAACUUCUUACAUCGUCUCCCCAAUGAAGUCAGCAGCCUGCAGCACCUCAAGGCCAUUGACCUAUCCCGGAACCAAUUCCGAGACUUCCCAGAGCAACUCACCACACUGCCAAUGCUGGAGACUAUCAACUUGGAGGAGAAUGAGAUCACAGAUGUGCCCGUGGAGAAGCUGUCCGCCAUGCCAGCCCUGCGCACCAUCAACCUCCGCUUCAACCCCCUGAGCGCUGAGGUGCGCGUCAUCGCCCCGCCACUCAUCAAGUUUGACAUGCUCAUGUCUCCGGAGGGUACCCAAGCCCCUCCACCUUAGGCAACCUUAUUUGUGCCCACCCAGCAAGGGCCAGAGGCCAUUGGCCUGGCACCCUGGAGGAGGGUGGCCCCUAGGCCCAUGGGAGUCUGAGCUUAGGGGAACGGGGGGUGGGCCAGACAGCGUGUGGCGGGAGGGUGCUGCCGCUGGCCCAGGGCAGCUAGCUUAGAGCCAUAGUGGGCCUUGGACCACCCCGAGGGCAGAGGUGAAGUGGUGCUGGCUGCUUACAGACUCUCUGAGCCUUGUCACAUGGGAGGAGAGGUGGCAGCCGAGAGCCUUUUCUUCUUGGACUCCUUGGAGGUUUAAUCAGGUACCUUGAGCCCAAGCAAAAGCGCUGCUGAGCAUUUUCUGGGCCCCUUGGGUUGGAAGCUUUGUUUCUAGGGCUGAGAGCCAGUCACUGCCCUGAGAGGAGAAGACGACAACCCCCAUGUAUUUAUUACUUUCUGACCACUGAACCCAAUGAGGCCCUUCCCGGGGUCCUACCCCAAACACUAUGGGUCCCUGGGCUGGCGAAGGCCUGAACCAGGAGUCCUGGGCAUGCAGGGAGAAGGGAGCUCUGCAUAGCAGGGCGAGAAUGUCUGUGAAGGAACUGGGACCCAGGGAGAAAACCAGCACUGCUCUGUCUUCAUGAAGAGAACUGUGGGACCCCGAGUGCUCUUCCCUCCCCCAGAGAGUGGCCAGCUAUGCCUGCUCAUCCACCCCGAGACACAGGAGGUGGCCCAGAGAAAACAAAGCCAUGGUCCCUUGUGAUGGUCUCCGUGUGGCUGCAGCCUGGCAGCUGUGUCAUGGCCCCUGAGGGCGGAAGAUGCUGAACCACUGAAUUUGUAGCCAGCCGGUUCCAAGGCCGCUUCUGAAGUCCCUGAUGACCCAGCUGUUUCAAGGCCCUCACCCGGAGUGAAGGGUGUUGCCAGGCAGCGUGGUGACCAGCCAUCCUGUUUUGCCUGAGACUGGGAGGUUCUCAGGAUGGGAGACUUCUAGUGCUAAAGCUGGGACAGGUAGGGGUGGCUGAUGCCCUCCCAGAAGAGUCCUGGGGCUUUUGCUUUCUGGUAAAACCUGCACUUUGAAUCCCUAGUAUCUACCUCCUAUGUCUCACCUGUGGAGCAAGUGACUCCAAGCACCCCAGGUCACCUGGUCUGUAUCUCUGUCUAGGUCUGGAGAGGCCACUGAGACCUCAGAUGGGCAGAGCUGGGCACUUCAUCGCCCCUAGGUUUAGGCUGUCCAGAGCUCAGAGCAGGAGCCCCAUCUCAGAACACCCCAUCCCUGCCCUGACCCCACGUCUCUUUUCCUCCCAGGUCUCCUGUGUCUGGGCAAGGGGCUGAAAGGUUGGACACUGAUUAGCCCCUGUCACUCAGUACUCCAUGUCCCAAGUGAGACCUUGUUCCUACCAUGGCCUGGUUGGCCAAACUCUGGAGGAAGGGCUUUCUGGAUGAGGCGGUCAGGCAGGGCUUCUAGGAUCACUGAGUUCAGCUAUGAACACCGAGGGCAUGGGAGGCUCGAGUGCAGUCUGGACUGGGCUGGCCCCACCCACUCUACCUGGAAUGGGGUUUCCUUAUUGAGGAAGAGCCUGCUGCUCUGGGAAAUGUGCAGCCACCGAAUGGCUGCAGCCUUGCAAAGGGAAGCCUGGUCAGUGAAUAAGCAACUGCAGCAUCACUGGGGAGCCUGUUAGAAAGAGCAUUUCGGGCCUCCUUGCAGCCUCCUGAGUCAGAACCUGCAUUUUAGCAAGGUCCCCAGCUGACCCCAACAAGUACUUUCUACUUUGAAAAUCGAGGGCCGGGGGGUAAUCUGGGAAGCUCUUGGAGUGGAUGGUGAAGGCUCUUAGCUUUCCCUGCUACCUGCAGGCACCUGAGUCUAUGAUCAGCCGCCUCCUAACCUGGCCAAAGAGACCUUGGCCUCUUAGAUCUUUCCAGUUUGCAUGACACUCUCCAUGAAGGGAGUGACCGCAGCCUCAAGGAUAUAGGGGCUGGAGCAUACGAGGCCCUCUAAUCCUGCCUCUCUGCUUCACACAAGCCUCCUGUUUCCUGGGUCUUCACCCCAGGUCCUCUGAACGGGUUGCUGUUGGAAGUUGUUUUCUCCUCUGCUUGGGCAGAUUGCCCUAGCCUCUUUUGAGGAAGCCUGGGAAGGUAGAGAAGCCCCCCAAUCCAGGCUUCCAGUGUGAGUGAGCCCCCUAGCUUUAGCCUGCAAUAAAGAAUGUGUUGGUUUCA
This is a messenger RNA of Cavia porcellus (domestic guinea pig), 3014 nucleotides long. RefSeq names its product leucine rich repeat containing 20 (gene Lrrc20). The record is from RefSeq and is a predicted model, not a curated record. Lineage: Eukaryota; Metazoa; Chordata; Mammalia; Rodentia; Caviidae. The coding region runs from base 262 to 816 and encodes 184 amino acids. The transcript is spliced from 5 exons. Gene Ontology annotation, molecular function: protein binding.